AAACCGAGGUGGGAAAGUAAAUCCUAAAUAGCGCAAUUUAGCAGCGAUUGGUGUACGGAUCGCCACUCUCGUGUCUCCCAGCUUUCGGCACUACGGGAGUAGCUCUCCAAGUUGUCCGAUCUGACAAAGCUUCGUCGAAUCGAACUCCCAAACGCCAAACCCUCGUUCCCCCAAGCAAAACCCAAGCUUCGUUUUCCAUAGAGAAGGCGUUGAAUUCCUUCCGCAGGCACGCAAAUGGACGCAUUAAGGAGGCAGGCGAGCAAGUUCAAGGAGCAGGUGGCCAAGCAACAGCAGGCUGUGAUAAAACAGCUUAGUGGGAGUGGUUAUGAAAGUUCUGAUGUGAUGGUCAUCGAUGAGGUUGAGAUGCAAAGACAUCACCAACUAGAGAAAUUGUACAGGUCUACUCGUGCAGGAAGGGAUUUUCAGAAAGAACUUAUUAAAGCAGGAGAAGCAUUUACUGCCGUGGGGUAUAAGAAUAUUGAAGCAGGAACCAAAUUGUCUGAAGAUUGUUUCAAAUAUGGAACUGAGAACAUUGACGACAAGAUUCUAGCUAAAGCUGCAUCUCUAUAUGCUGAUGCUCGUAAAAACAUGGUAAAGGAGCAAGAAGAUUUAAACAAGCAAUUUUAUUUAGAGAUUUUAGAACCGUUGAGAGCGAUGAUAACUGGUGCUCCUUUGGAGGAUGCUCGUCAUCUUGCUCAACGUUAUAGCCGAAUGAGACAAGAAGCAGAGGCACAGGCUGCAGAGGUUUCCAGAAGACAAGCUCGGGUGAGGGAAGCUCCAAUUCCAGAAAAUGUGGCAAGGCUACAUGUAGCAGAAACUAAAAUGCAGGAACUGAAAGCAAAUAUGGCCGUACUAGGCAAGGAAGCAACAUCUGCAUUGGCUGCUGUAGAAUCGCAGCAGCAAAGGUUGACAUUCCAGAGGCUUGUUGCAUUGGUUGAAGAAGAAAAAUCAUACCAUGAGAGAGUAGCUGCCGUUCUUGGUGAGGUUGAAGCCGAGAUAGUUUCAGAGAAACAACGGAAAGAGUCAGCGCCCCCUGUAGUUUCAUCUAUCAACAGUUCAGAGAAAACAAAGUACUUCUUGGCUGAGGCAGUGCAUCCUUUUGAUGCUGCAUCUGAGAAGGAACUGAGUUUGGAAGCCGGUGAUUAUGUUGUUGUUCGGAAGGUGAGCCCAUCGGGAUGGUCAGAAGGAGAAUGCAGAGGUAAAGCUGGCUGGUUUCCAUCAGCAUAUGUGGAGAAACGCCUUAGGACUCCCACCACGAGUGCAUCCGCUGAAGUAUUUUGAGCUCCCUCAAAGUGGCUGGUACUUGAUUUGGUUCUUUUCGAUUCGAAGCUAUGUUAGGUGCUUUACAAACUGUGUAAUUCUUUCGCUUGGUCUUUUUUUAUUGGACUCCAUGAGGAAAACCAGUCUUUUUCUGAUCUUUUCUAUUGCCUUGUGUAUUUUUUCAUCCUUUCAUUGAAUGUAUGUCACAUCAAUUGCCGAAACACUCUGUUUUUUACUUUUUGUUCUUUGCAACAAAUGAAUUUGGGAAACAGUUUUCAUUUGAUUC
Diospyros lotus (date-plum) is the source of this 1546-nucleotide messenger RNA. Its product is annotated as SH3 domain-containing protein 3. Lineage: Eukaryota; Viridiplantae; Streptophyta; Magnoliopsida; Ericales; Ebenaceae. Gene Ontology annotation, molecular function: protein binding. Bases 235 to 1281 code for a protein of 348 amino acids. The record is from RefSeq and is a predicted model, not a curated record. The transcript is spliced from 10 exons.